Molecule: messenger RNA, 2417 nt
Organism: Ceratitis capitata (Mediterranean fruit fly)
Lineage: Eukaryota; Metazoa; Arthropoda; Insecta; Diptera; Tephritidae
Gene: MFS10
Exons: 2
Coding region: 21-1727 (568 amino acids)
Biological process (GO): transmembrane transport; monoatomic anion transport
Molecular function (GO): transmembrane transporter activity
Source: RefSeq, a predicted model, not a curated record
AGAGAAGUGAUAAGCUGAGAAUGCUUCGUGCAAAGAAUUCGCGUGGCGUUGCUGCACCAGUUGAGGUUGAUGGCGAUGAUGGUGCUGGAUUUGUUCGCAAUUAUUCAGCUGAAGAUUAUGUUGAUGACGACAUAACUUUCCAAAACGAAUUAGACAUUAAUAGCAGAACAGUCAACAGUAACGAAGACAGCGAAGUUUCCGAUACAAAUGAAGGGAGUUCCGCCGAUACGCCUCUCAUCAGAGCAAUUGAAGAUGAUGGUGCAUUUCCGAAAGCUCGACAUAUUUUCGGUUUCAUGGGGUUCCUUGGAUUUGCCGUAGUCUACGCAAUGCGUGUUAAUUUGUCAGUAGCUAUAGUGGCUAUGGUAAAUCAAACAGCCAUUCCGCAAGAUAAUAACACCAGUGUUGAUGAUACGUGUCCAGUGCCACCACCAACUAAUAAUACAGUUCCAGCGAAGGAGGGUGACUUUGUGUGGGAUGAAGCAACACAGGGCUUAGUCUUGGGUUCCUUUUUUUAUGGUUAUGUCUUGACACAAGUACCUGGUGGCCGGUUGGCGGAGCUUAUGGGCGGAAAACUGAUCUAUGGCUAUGGUGUGCUAAUUACUGCAAUUUUCACUAUGCUAACACCUAUUGCCGCAUAUUGGGAUUUGCCAAUGCUAGUGCUUGUUCGCGUGUUGGAAGGUAUGGGUGAAGGAGUAACCUACCCAGCGAUGCAUGCAAUGCUGGCACACUGGAUACCACCGCUGGAGCGUAACAAGUUUGCAGCGAUUGUGUACGCCGGCUCCAAUAUAGGCACAGUGAUAUCCAUGCCAUUGGCUGGUUGGUUGUGCUCUUUAGAUUUCCUUGGAGGCUGGCCAUCAGCAUUUUACAUAUUCGGUUUACUGGGCAUAGUUUGGUUUAUAUUUUGGAUGUAUUUGGUGUAUGAUAAGCCAAGUAUACACCCAAGAAUAUCCUUUAAAGAACGAGAUUACAUCGAACAUAGUAUACGGGCAAUGCAACCACGAAAUUACAACGAAUUAUUGUCAGAAACCGAAAGUGAUGUUGUACAGGUUACUAAUGAAAUAAUACCCUGGGGCUCUAUUCUUACUUCAGUGCCGCUGUGGGCGAUCCUGGUAACACAAUGUGGUCAGAGCUGGGCUUUUUAUACGCAACUAACCGAACUGCCGACUUAUAUGAGUAAUAUUCUGCACUUCGAUAUCCAAUCAAACGCAAUGCUAAAUGCAAUACCAUACUUCACUAGUUGGAUAGUGGGCAUUGCCUGCUCCAGUUUGGCCGAUUGGAUGCUGGAGAAACGGUACAUUUCGCUGCUCAACUCAUAUAAACUAUGGAAUUCAAUAGCGUCCAUAAUACCGUCCAUUGGACUACUGGCCACUGCUUAUGUUGGUUGCAAUUGGAUUUGGGUUACAGUAAUGUUGGCCGGUGUAGGUUCGUUUGGUGGUGCAGUCUAUGCCGGCAAUCAAAUGAAUCACAUAGCUUUAAGUCCACGUUAUGCUGGAACAAUGUACGGCCUAACUAAUUCCGCAGCUAAUAUAUGUGGCUUCUUAGCGCCUUAUGUAAUUGGACUAAUUAUAAAUCAUCACGAAACAUUGGCACAAUGGCGUAUAGUAUUCUGGCUAGCUGCUGGCGUAAAUAUAGGCGGUAAUUUCAUAUAUUUAAUAUUUGCAAGCGCCACUGAACAGACUUGGUCCCGAAAUCCGCGUUUGGCAGCCACACAAACUGUGCUUUCAUAGAACAUAGAACUCUCUGUUGAUGUUUGUAUAGGCAAAAUGCUGUUGUAAACAGACCAAAAUGACGACAACUCAGUGAUAAACGAUUGGAUGCUAUUAUUUCUUGAGUACCUACAUAUGCAAGUGUGUGAUAACUACAUAUAAUUUUUACUUUCAAAUUUAUGGAAUUGUACGAGCUGCGCGUUUAUGUAUUUAACUGUAUAAACUUACAUACCAAUAAGCAGAUAUGCUUUAUAUGUAAUUCCUAAAACAACGUAGAAAACUGACAAACCGACUAUGGGUGCUCGGAAUUUUUGAAUUCCAAACUUUUCGUAUGUAACUAUUUAACUGUAAACUCUGUGGUAUAUGUAUAAAAUAUUACUAACGGAAUCAUCAAUCCUAACGGUACGAAAUGCUUAUUAUGAAACUUGCAUACGUAUGCCUUAGUUAGUAUUAUAUUUUACAUUCUCAAAUGUAUAUAAAUAUGUAUAUGUAUAUACGUAUGCAAGUAUUUGAUUUAUUACUUUACACACAUUUAAAUGCUUUAAAUUUUCUAUAAGCGCAGAAAUACCAUUUAGUACCCUUUAGAAUAUAUGACGAUUGAUAACGAUUUACAUACUAUGCAAGUAUCAUUCCAAUGAUCUUUUAUGUAAGUUUUAGAUGAAAACUUAAUUUAUUGUGUUAAUAAAGUGAAUCUAGACUCUUUUAUAAAAA